Molecule: messenger RNA, 1921 nt
Organism: Strongylocentrotus purpuratus (purple sea urchin)
Lineage: Eukaryota; Metazoa; Echinodermata; Echinoidea; Camarodonta; Strongylocentrotidae
Exons: 5
Coding region: 146-1375 (409 amino acids)
Biological process (GO): Rho protein signal transduction
Cellular component (GO): cell surface; plasma membrane
Molecular function (GO): death receptor activity; coreceptor activity; nerve growth factor binding
Source: RefSeq, a predicted model, not a curated record
UUUGUCGUUACUAUUCCAGAGAUAUAUAAAGGUAAAUGCUGUCGAGUUGUCUCACAAUCGUUACGAGCUACAUGCAGAGUAAACGUAUCGCGAGUGUCUACAGUUUCUCUUGUUUCGUUUUGACGUGAAAUAGUAUAUAGCAAAAAUGAGAAUUCAAGUCUGGUAUAUCGCCGCGGCCGCCCUGACAUCCGUUGCAGUGGAGAUGGUUUUGUCAGCGAAAGUGCCCAUCACGUCUUGCCCGCUGAAUCACUACGCCGUCCUCAAUGAUGAGGGGAACGGUAUCUCGUCAUGUCGAGUAUGUGACUCCUGUCCGCCAGGCUACGGGGUAGUUCAGCCCUGCUCGCCCACUAAAAACACCGUCUGUGGACUCUGUGAUAUGGGCACAUUUUCAACUACAGUAAGUGCAACGGCCAGCUGCAAACCUUGUCAAACUUGCCAGAGUGUAGGCAUGGUGAAAGAGUGUAGUCCCAUAUCAGAUACUGUAUGUAUGGAACAUUGCCCGUUUGGCGAGUACUUCGAUCCUACAACGCUUUCCUGCCAACGAUGCUCAUAUUGCUUCCCCGACCGCCUCUACGCCCGAACAGCCCGCGUAGUCGACUGCCAGCGACAGGGGCUCCACAUUGACCACCAGUGCUCACCGCUACCUGGUGCCGAUGCGGUCGGCGUUGUGCAUUCGCGGGUUGUAACCGCAGAUCGGCACCGCAGCGCUGCCGCGGCCAGACGACAUAGAGGCCGAACGGUACAUACCUCUUCCGCAGACAGAACAGCGCAACGUGCAGAGAUGAGUGAUAGGAGACAACCGACACCGGAAAGGGCACCGGAAACCCAGAAUAACAACGAUGAAGCCUAUGUCGACGUGGUCCCGUCAACUAUUCCUCUUUUCCGAAGUACCGAAGCCCCUCCUCUGUUUGAAGCUAGACCUAUGAGACCCGACAAAGUAUUCGAUCCUUCAAAAAUUGAGACAUCAGCAAAGUCCGGGGUACAAUUUACUUCAACAAAUGCAUACGAUAGUAAGGACCAAGCAUCGAGGGUAUAUAUUGAUACUACGAAGCAUGACUUUGACCCAUCAAGUAUUCCCAAAUCUUAUAAACAGGAGUCCAUAAUUCCUUACUAUCACUCGUUGACUUCGACGGACGUCGUUCUCCUAAUCGUCAUCGUCAUCAUUGUCAUGCUGAUCUCAAUCGUGAUAACGGUUUUAUCGUGUUACUGUUGGAUGAGCAGAGGUAAAAACUUGCAUGGACAAAAGGUUAAGGCAAUCAGCUCGAAACCGCCAUCGAAUGCGUGGUCGUACCAGGACAUGAUGCCGUCGUCGUUGACAGAGCACCUGAUCCAAGACACACCGCCGCAGUCGAGGAAACUCAUGACAUGUGUUUGAGUGCGUCACGAAAGAUUCAAGCAGACACUAAAUAAACUUUAUUACAAGAAACAGAUAUAUUUUCUAUCGAACUCCCUAUACGACAUGGGUUAGAGGGUGUGACGAAAGAUCCGAGUGGACACUGAGCAAACGUUAUUGCAAGGAACAGAAACAUAUCUCUCCCGUCCUACUCCCUAAUAACCGUUGCACUCGAGGCGCCAGUUUCCUGACGCAUGUUUCCUGACGCAUGACUGCGUCAGCGACUGGCACGGCAGCCCUUGACGCGACACUUGAGACUGAAAUACCGUAUGAAUACAUGAAGAGAUUAUUUUUGCUGUGGUGUCGUUAUUUUGCCAUCUAGGCAUGAUGGCUUUAGCCACUUUCAAAUACAUGUACAGGUGUAUGUGAGUUUUCAGAAACAAAUGGGGUAAAUGCAAUCGUAGGGCAACAUAUCUUCCAGGACAUUAUAAGGGGAAUAUUCUAUUGAUACUGACUCAUCAUAAAGAUGUUGCCUUCAAUGUGGAAGAUCGUUUUUAUGUUUAUAAUUCUACAGUACUAUAAAUAUUA